This is a messenger RNA of Saccostrea echinata, 2622 nucleotides long. Its product is annotated as aconitate hydratase, mitochondrial-like. Gene Ontology annotation, biological process: tricarboxylic acid cycle. Gene Ontology annotation, molecular function: aconitate hydratase activity; 4 iron, 4 sulfur cluster binding. The transcript is spliced from 21 exons. Bases 74 to 2425 code for a protein of 783 amino acids. Gene Ontology annotation, cellular component: cytosol; mitochondrion. NCBI's taxonomy places the organism in Eukaryota, Metazoa, Mollusca, Bivalvia, Ostreida, Ostreidae. The record is from RefSeq and is a predicted model, not a curated record.
AGUUACUUCCCUUGUAAUCACUCUUUGAUUUGUCCUUCACUGCUGCAGGAGAACUGCAGAGGAAAAUAGAAAGAUGGGUCUUCUACGGCACACGCUGAAAAAGGGUAUUAUGGGCAACCAUGCCCAGUUGAGACUUUUCCAUGGAACAAAUGCAGCUGCUGCCAAAAAGGUUGCCAUGAGCAAGUUUGACCAGGAUUCAUACAUAGACUAUGAUAAAUAUGAACACAAACUUAAAGUAGUCAGAGAAAAAUUGAAUCGACCCCUGACUCUGUCAGAAAAAAUUUUAUAUGGACACAUAGAUGACCCUAAAACUCAGGAUAUUCAAAGGGGAGAGAGCUAUCUCAAGCUGCGACCAGACAGGGUUGCUAUGCAAGAUGCAACUGCUCAGAUGGCCAUGUUGCAGUUUAUCUCCAGUGGUCUACCAAAGGUUGCAGUGCCUUCUACCAUUCACUGUGAUCACUUGAUUCAAGCACAAGUUGGAGGCGAGCAAGAUUUGAAACGGGCCAAGGACCUUAACAAAGAAGUUUACGAUUUCUUGGCCACAGCAGGAGCUAAAUAUGGAGUAGGAUUCUGGAAACCAGGCAGUGGCAUCAUCCACCAGAUUGUUUUGGAAAAUUAUGCUUUCCCUGGAGCUCUUAUCAUUGGGACAGACAGUCACACACCAAAUGGAGGUGGCCUUGGGGGUCUCUGUAUUGGAGUGGGUGGUGCUGAUGCCGUAGAUGUCAUGGCUGGAUUACCAUGGGAACUAAAAUGUCCAAAGGUCAUUGGUGUAAAACUGACAGGUAAGCUUAGUGGAUGGACCUCUCCAAAGGAUGUCAUCUUGAAGGUGGCAGGAAUAUUGACGGUGAAAGGAGGAACUGGAGCUAUAGUGGAAUAUCAUGGCCCUGGGGUCGAUUCCAUCUCUUGCACAGGAAUGGGAACAAUUUGUAAUAUGGGAGCUGAAAUAGGAGCCACUACUUCCUGCUUCCCAUACAAUGGUAGAAUGGAGGACUACUUGAGGGCCACCAAUAGGAGAGAGUUAGCAGACUUGGCAAAUAGCUACAAAGGCUUUUUGUCACCAGAUAAAGAUUGCUUUUAUGACCAGCUAAUUGAAAUUGACCUGAACAAGUUAGAGCCACAUGUAAAUGGACCUUUCACCCCUGACUUGGCUCAUCCUAUUUCAAAACUUGGCCAGAUUGCUAAGGAAAAUGAAUGGCCCUUGGAUAUUAAAGUUGGAUUGAUUGGAAGCUGCACCAACAGUAGUUAUGAAGACAUGAGUCGAUCUGCCAGCAUUGCUCGUCAGGCACUCAACAAAGGAGUCAAAUCUAAGAGCUCAUAUACAAUCACACCAGGCUCAGAACAAAUCAGGGCCACAAUUGAAAGAGAUGGACAGGCAGAAACACUUAGACAGAUAGGAGGGGUUGUAUUAGCUAAUGCUUGUGGUCCAUGCAUUGGCCAGUGGGACAGACAAGAUGUGAAAAAAGGAGAGAAAAACACUAUUGUUACCUCAUAUAACAGGAACUUCACAGGUCGCAAUGAUGCCAACCCAGCUACUCAUGCAUUUGUUACCUCCCCUGAAUUAGUGACUGCUCUGUCUAUUGCAGGAACUCUUAACUUUAACCCAGAAACAGACAGCCUCACAGCAGCUGAUGGUUCAAAAUUUAAACUUGAAACUCCUUAUGGUGAUGAGUUGCCUGCCAAAGGAUUUGAUCCUGGUCAGGACACGUACCAAGCCCCUCCUUCUGAUAGCUCCAGUGUGAAUGUCAACGUGGACCCUAAGAGCACAAGGCUUCAGCUUCUUACUCCCUUCUCUAAAUGGGACGGGAAAGACAUAGAAAACAUGCCAGUACUUAUAAAGGUUAAAGGAAAAUGCACAACAGAUCAUAUCAGUAUGGCUGGUUACUGGCUGAAGUUCAGAGGCCAUCUUGACAACAUUUCAAACAAUCUCCUGAUUGGAGCUACAAAUAUUGAGAAUGGUGAAGCUAAUAAUGUAAAGAAUCAGUUAACUGGUCAGUAUGGAACAGUACCAGAAGUUGCCAGACAUUACAAAGCUAACAAUGUUCCAUGGUGUGUGGUGGGUGAUGAGAACUAUGGAGAGGGAAGCAGCAGGGAGCAUGCUGCUCUGGAACCCAGGCAUUUAGGAGGAAGGGCCAUUAUUGUCAAAAGUUUUGCCAGAAUCCAUGAAACAAAUCUAAAGAAACAAGGCAUGCUACCCCUUACAUUUGCCAAUCCAGCCGACUAUGACAAGAUCCAGCCUACAGAUCGUAUCUCACUGUUGGGAUUGAAAGACUUGAAACCAGGAAAGCCGGUUCAGUGCAAAAUUACUCAUGCCGAUGGCUCCUCAGAGAUGAUUGAAUUGAAUCACUCUAUGAAUGAAGGACAGAUUGAGUGGUUUGUAGCAGGAAGUGCCCUGAACAGGAUGGGAGAAUUGAGGGCCAGCCAGUAAAGUUUUCUGUGAUCUGAGUUUUUAACAUUGGACACUGAUUAUUCAUGAAAUGUUUUAGCAGCUGACAUUUUUAUUUGUUUGUGAUAAUCCACAUGUAUGGAAAUGAUUCUGUCUUCAGAAUCCAACAAUGAAUUGAUCAGAUAUGAUUUGUAACAUGUCUAUUUAUAGUUAAAUUUGUUCAAAUAUUUUUUUUUUAA